Messenger RNA from Pimephales promelas (fathead minnow), 3307 nucleotides. RefSeq names its product solute carrier family 7 member 1b (gene slc7a1b). Gene Ontology annotation, cellular component: plasma membrane. Gene Ontology annotation, molecular function: L-ornithine transmembrane transporter activity; L-arginine transmembrane transporter activity; L-lysine transmembrane transporter activity. NCBI's taxonomy places the organism in Eukaryota, Metazoa, Chordata, Actinopteri, Cypriniformes, Leuciscidae. The record is from RefSeq and is a predicted model, not a curated record. Gene Ontology annotation, biological process: L-arginine import across plasma membrane; L-ornithine transmembrane transport.
GCACACGUCUUCUUGCGUUUGGGUGUUGGCUUGACUCACGGAAGGAUGUUAGAGACACUGGGCCAAUGAUACCUCACGGUUGGGGUUUAUAAUUUUUUUUACCGUCUAUGGUUUAUACCCAAGGUUAAAGGAGUAGUAUUUUAUUGUAAAUAGUUGUACAGGCUUGAUGUUUAUUUUUCGUCGUCUCGAAGGUGUCAGUUCCGAGGUCGCGGAGUGAAUUGCUUUGGGUGUCCGGAUACUAUAGGUCAUUGGCACUACAGUGAAGAGCUUCUCUGUGUGUCCGUGUGUGCUUGUUGUGUGUGUCUGAGUGUUUAGAGAAAUCAACAUGGUCCUUGCCCACCUAAAAGUAUUUGGAAAGCAGCUUCUGCGGGUGAAGGUGGUCGACUGCAGCACAGAAGAGUCUCGGCUUUCCCGAUGCCUCAACACCUUUGACCUGGUGGCACUCGGAGUGGGCAGCACGUUGGGCGCUGGCGUCUAUGUGCUGGCUGGGGCCGUGGCGCGGCAAAACGCCGGUCCCGCGAUCGUCCUGUCCUUUCUGAUUGCUGCAUUGGCCUCAGUCAUGGCAGGACUGUGUUACGCUGAGUUCGGAGCACGUGUACCCAGGACGGGCUCGGCGUAUCUGUACAGCUAUGUGACGGUGGGAGAGCUGUGGGCCUUCAUCACCGGCUGGAACCUCAUCCUCUCUUAUAUCAUAGGAACAUCCAGUGUUGCUCGAGCGUGGAGUGCGACCUUUGAUGAGCUUAUUGGGAAACAUAUCGAGGACUUCUGCAAGCUACACAUGAAUAUGAACGCCCCGGGAGUGCUAGCAGAGUAUCCGGACAUGUUUGCAGUGCUCAUCAUCCUCACGCUAACAGGUUUGUUGGCGUUUGGGGUGAAGGAGUCCGCUAUGGUCAAUAAGGUGUUCACCUGCAUCAAUGUUCUGGUGCUAAUGUUUGUGGUGGUGUCGGGUCUCAUCAAAGGAACCCUCAACAACUGGAACCUGGAUCCUAAAGAGAUCCUCAACCAAACUUCCUCCUCGAAUUCAUCCGAGCUGCUGCCAGAGAGUCUGGGUGUUGGUGGUUUCAUGCCGUUCGGCUUCUCUGGAGUCCUGUCUGGUGCUGCGACCUGUUUCUAUGCUUUUGUUGGCUUUGAUUGUAUUGCUACAACAGGCGAGGAGGUGAAGAAUCCUCAGAGGGCGAUACCCAUUGGCAUUGUAGCAUCACUUCUCAUCUGUUUUGUCGCUUACUUCGGCGUGUCUGCCGCCCUCACGUUGAUGAUGCCGUACUAUAUGCUGGAUAAGAACAGCCCUCUGCCCGUGGCUUUCAAAUUUGUGGGCUGGGAAGGAGCGACGUAUGCAGUAGCUGUUGGUUCACUUUGUGCUUUAUCCACCAGUCUGUUGGGCUCCAUGUUCCCAAUGCCCCGUGUAAUAUGGGCCAUGGCUGAAGAUGGGCUGCUCUUCAAGUUCUUGGCCAACAUCAAUGAAAAAUCCAAAACGCCCAUAAUGGCCACUAUAACUUCAGGCAUAGUGGCAGCGGUGAUGGCCUUCCUGUUUGAUCUGAAAGAUCUGGUUGAUCUCAUGUCCAUUGGCACUCUUCUGGCUUACACACUAGUUGCAGCCUGUGUCUUAGUUUUGAGGUACCAACCAGAGCAGCCCAGUGUGAACGUCCAUUAUCAGAUAGCCAGUUGUCAGGAGGAAACCGAGGCUGAUUCCAUCAACGAGAGCAGUGCUGGUUUCCUACCUGGAUCUCAAGAUCUCUGCACCCUCAGAAACCUUCUGUGCCCCCAAAACGAGGAGCCUUCUCGUCUCUCUGGCUUCACAGUCAACAUCUGCACGAGUGUAUUAGGUGUGCUGGUGUGUGUGUUCUGUGUCGUGGCGGUUCAGGGUGGAUUUCAGGUCUGGGCUCUUGCGGUUCUUGCGGUUCUGGCUGUAGUUUGCUUCAUCAUCACCAUGUUAAUAUGGAGGCAGCCUGAAAGCAAAACUAAGCUGUCUUUUAAGGUUCCUCUGCUGCCGUUCCUCCCUGUCCUCAGCAUGUUUGUUAACGUGUACCUGAUGAUGCAGCUGGACAGAGGCACCUGGUUGCGUUUCACCAUUUGGAUGGCCAUAGGUUUUGUUAUUUAUUUUGGCUAUGGGAUCUGGCACAGCACAGAGGCAGCGUUGGCCUGUAACGACACAGAAGACCCCGUCAAACCAGACGAACCGGACACACCUGAGAAAGAGGCUUUCCUGAACAACGCAGGGGAGAGCAGUGACCCUUGAGAAAGCACUUCAGAUACUCGCUAUACCGAUGUAUGUGACCUACGACAACAAAAACGUCCCAACACAAAGCUGCUAUUGACGUUCAAGAUGUUAUAGUAGGUCUAAAGCACCUUUGAGCAGCAUUUACAACAUGUGACGAAGUCUAUCACUUGAAUUGCAUUACUGUAAAAAGUGAAGUACGACAUUACUGAUUUUAAUAUGUGUGUAGGGCUCUGUCUGAUUGGUUAAUUUUUACCUAUUUAUUUUUGUAGCAUGUUGCUAUAAUGCGUUUUACCAGGGUCUUGAGAAAAACUCAUACAUAUAACAUUUUUACCGUGGUGUGCGUUUUGUAUGUUGAAUUCUAGGGAUGCACCGAUACAAAUUUUACUUGGUUAUUUUUUUUAAGCAAAUAACUGAAAAUUACACAGCUUCAAUUCAAUUUUAAAUUGACUCUUUAUAUAAGUUUUCACAUAUUUAUUUAGCUGACUUAAGGCGCGUCAAAUCGAUUUCUCAAUAUGAUGCUACAAAUCAAGCCAGUUGCUUCUUGGUCAUUGUACAAGUCUGUAACAGUCCAGUGCUGAUGUCUACUUGCACUGAAAAUGACUUUUAGCGGCCAAUACCAAUGAUUGAUCACACCUUUCAGACUUUUAUGAGACUGUUGCCAAGCUCUUAGGUGGGGAAAAAAGACCAAGUCUUGGAUCUGGGAAAAUCUCCAUUCUGAGGGAUUGUAAUGCUGGUUUGUUUGGUCCUUUAUUCAGCUGUUGUGUGCAUGUUUAUUCUCUAUUGGGCGAAAUAAUUUUGUACAGUAUUUUUGGACUUUUGUGUAUUUUACUUUGUCCAUGUUGUAGUCGUUGGAUUUGUACAAAAACAAAAACAAGCCAAAGAAUUGGUGAUUAUGAUUGUUUUUAUUAUGAAUAAUGGAUAUAAACUGUAUCUCGUUGACAUGCAAGAGAACAGAUUUGCAGAAACAUUUUCGUCACAGUACAUUUUCUGCAGUGUAUUGCAAUUUUUUAAUGUCAAAAAUUAAGGGAACUGUACAUUUUUGUAAAUAUUUGCUGUUUUUCUUGCAAUAAAUUAUUUUCUGGUUUGUAA